This is a messenger RNA of Alligator mississippiensis (American alligator), 1391 nucleotides long. It is a transcript of the gene CCDC28A, whose product is annotated as coiled-coil domain containing 28A. The transcript has 5 exons. NCBI's taxonomy places the organism in Eukaryota, Metazoa, Chordata, Crocodylia, Alligatoridae. The record is from RefSeq and is a predicted model, not a curated record. The coding region runs from base 127 to 681 and encodes 184 amino acids.
CUCAGGAUCGUCACUUCCCUAAACAAGCCGGCCGGGCCGGAGCGGGAUGUGACCCUGGGGCCGGGGCCGGGGCCGCUGCCGCCCGCUGGGCGGUCGCUUCUGGGACGGUGGGGCUGGCCGGCCGCCAUGGAGGAGCGGAAGAUGAAGCGGCGGAGCCCCAAGGCCUCCAGCGCUCACCCCGCCCCGGCUGCCGGCGCCAAGAAGGGUGCCCUGCCCUCCAGCAAGAGCACGGCCUUCGCCCCCGCCGUGCCGCAGCCCGCGGCCCAGAGGCCCAAGCUGAAGCGAACAACAAAAGAGAAAGCCAAACCUCCUGCAACAGAAGGAAAAGGAGCACAGGCCGCUCCAAUACAGCACUCUUUUCUCACAGAUGUAUCAGAUGUCCAGGAGAUGGAAAAGGGACUACUGAGCCUUUUGAAUGACUUCCAUUCUGGCAAACUCCAAGCAUUUGGAAAUGAAUGUUCCAUAGAACAGAUGGAACAUGUGCGGAGUAUGCAGGAGAAGCUGGCACGCUUGAACUUGGAACUAUAUGGGGAGUUGGAAGAACUUCCUGAAGAUAAGAGAAAAAUAGCCAGUGACUCCAAUUUGGACAGGCUGCUAUCAGAUCUGGAAGAACUGAAUUCUUCUAUACAAAAACUACACUUGGCUGAUGCUCAAGAUAUUCCAAAUACUACCACCAGUUAAGAGUGUCGAUUUCUUGAUUUGGGGACAUCUCCAUGAAGCUGUAUUUUAUUUUUCCAGUGAAAUGUUGAAGCUGUAUUUUAUUUUUCCAGUGAAGCCUUUUUUGCACAACAAUGAAUUAUAGUUCAAAUGCAAUGAUUUUUUUUUUUUAGGGGUGUAGGUUGUAGCCAUGUUGGUCUAAGGGCAUAGGCAGACAAGGUUCUUUGGGUGAAUCUGUUAUCUUUUAUUAGACCAACUUAAAUAGUUGGAAAACAAGUUGGUCUAAUAAAAGAUAUCAGAUUCACCCAAAGAGCCUUGUCUGCCGAUGUUUGUUUUUUUUUUUUUUUUGGUAUUAGCUGAUUUGAGCACUGCAGUGCGUCCGGGUUGGAAUCUAGAGAUUUAACUACAGUGCUUGUGCUGCCAUGCUGUACGUUGUUGCCUUAUUAAAUAUAAAAUUUGGGAAAACUUGAAAGUACAUUUUUCCUAUUCAGCAUUGUUCAUAUGUCUGAAUUCACUUAUGUAUAUAUGUUCUCUCGCAUUGCUGUGAUUUUUAACUAAGGUGGCAGUGAUGUUGCUGCCUUCUUAUUCAAUAUGUGGACAAUCUGCAUACUUUUUUUGGUGUUUUAUUGAUCAAUGAUGCCACUAAAAAAAAGUGUUAAUGAAUUUAUUAAUACAAAUCAUUUUAAAAUACGCUACCCACAUUUUGUGUAGUAAAGUUCUCUCUCCAUAAUCAA